Monomorium pharaonis (pharaoh ant) is the source of this 3989-nucleotide messenger RNA. RefSeq lists its product as uncharacterized. The transcript is spliced from 11 exons. Lineage: Eukaryota; Metazoa; Arthropoda; Insecta; Hymenoptera; Formicidae. The record is from RefSeq and is a predicted model, not a curated record. Gene Ontology annotation, molecular function: protein binding. Gene Ontology annotation, cellular component: nucleus. Gene Ontology annotation, biological process: positive regulation of protein phosphorylation; cell population proliferation; DNA damage response. The coding region runs from base 393 to 3281 and encodes 962 amino acids.
GCGGCAAUAGCGUCGGUAACGUAGGAAACUAAUAUACCACGCAUGGAAGGUUCGCGUCUUGGCUAUAUCUCCAGCAGAAGUCUGUAUUAUCAACAAUCUUCCUUCAAUUAGCGUAUAGCGUGGAAACGAACCUAUAAAUUCGUGUCUCAUUUGGUUUCAUUGAGCCACGUGCUAAAGAUUAGAGAGGGUUUCACAAUGUUUCAGAAAAAGUUUCUCGCCGAUCAUUACAUCUUUUAAAACGUCGAGGACGCUCGCCAAGAGGUUGGAAAAUGUCAAUGUAAAUAAAAUUUCCGUCAUCGCGUUUUCGUUGUUGCGACACCGUUGAUUGCUCCCGUUGCUCAGUCGAACGCAAUCUGAAUCAGCAUCUAGAAGUCAGCCGUGAAUAUCGUGUCAUGAUGAAUUCCUGCAGGAGGAGGAACGAGGAGACGUUGACGAAAGUCUUGGACCUGUUCUUGCUGCCGGAUUACAACGUCGUCUCGACUACCUACCUGGACCACUUGCUCACUCACAUCAUGGAGAACACAAAGGAAUGUGCUACAGUCGACUACGAAUACUGCGAGGUCUUUCAGAAGUGGAUACCGAAGGCCCUGGCGACAUGGGAGUCAGGGGAUCAGAAGGCCUCGCAACCUGUGAUUGCGUUUACACUGAAGUUAGUUGGGAUCAUCUCACGGAAUGAAUUGCGCUAUCACUAUUGGCAGUGUCAGGAUGUGUACAAUCGUCUCUACAAGAUCCUGCAAUUACACAGGGAGGAUUUGCCUGCUUCCAUUAAAAUGGCGUAUACCACAAUGCUAUCGGACCUGAUUGCUCAUCGAAGUGGCAGGCAGUGGGUGAUACAGUCUGGUGUAUGGAGGGACGUUGUGAAUUACGCACAUUGGAAUCAGACAAUGUAUGUUACUAGGGAAAGUCAGAGGUUUCUCUGGACCCUGCUGCUGCACGAGCAAAAGAACAUCGAAACGUGUAAGGAGAUUAUUCUGGCGAUCGCCGCUCCUUUAAUGAGCAACAUUCUAGACGUACAAAUGCACCAGGCCUUGGAGGAAACUUAUCUGGAGCAAAACAAACUGCUGUGCUCUACGCUGGAUCUGUUGACGAGCAUCUUAGAGAAUACUCUGUUUGCGAGUCUGGACAAUAGCAUUCCCGAAUUAAUUGAAAGUCUCGUGGACCUUGAGAUGCGAGUGAAGGCGUUGUUCGAGGCCAGUAUCAGCACCAGAUUCCUCCAGCAUGUGCACAAGCUGCUGUUGCUAUCGCUGUUUUUGAAGCUGAAGCAGGGAAUCAAAGAGCACACGACCAUGAUCGAUGUCGACGCCUGGCACAAGUUCUGCUAUGGUCUGUGCUACAUUUCCAUGAUGCUGCUGUCAAAAAAAGACAUUAUAGAGCUAGUGAGGAACAACAAGAUCUCUAUGACAUAUUGGAAAAAGUUGCUUGCGGUGCACGAGUUUGUUUUGCCAGAGCAGCACAAAUUUGAGCAUCAAGCCAUUGCUUUAAUGAUAAUACCGCUGUGCGUAUGUAUAAAGAAGAACGAGAAGACUCACGAUCUCUUUGAUAUGUUCAUUAGUAAAAUCUUUGACGUAACAUGUAUACCCGUGCAAAGGUUAGCCUACAAUGUCAGAGACAUCAUACGAAAAGGGGAUCUUCCGAUGGAGCAGAUUUGUAAAGUUUCUAUCGAUCUUCUCCUUGAAAUAUCGGACAUAAUGGAUAGAGAUGUAGCUGUGAUUACUUUUCAGACUUUUUGCCACGUCUUGAAAAGUUAUAUGCCGGCCACGUGGGGAUGUGAGCAAAAGACAAAUUGUAUGCCGUCAGAAAACAGCACUUCUCCCUCAGAACAUCAACGGAAGUUUCCGUUCAAAUCGAUAUUGGAUGGCGAUCCCAUAAUCGAUCACCCUAUUUUAUUGGCGUCGCUGCUCGACGGUCUGGCCAUUAUGACAGAAAAAUUUAAACUGAAAUGGCAGGAGUGCGUGGAAACAAUAUGUGUGUUGUCCCUCGCACAGGAGAUUCUUAAUCAUCCGGGAAUACUAACAACAAUCUGUGUGAAGGCGUUGAAACUGUGCAAACUUGCUAUCCAUAACUUUAUGCCGCCUAAUUUGGCGCUACUCGUGGACUCGGACAGCCAGAUGAACGAGAUUGGACCCACACUCUUUAAAAGAUUGCACGAUCCCAACUGGGAGGUGAGAGACAGUGUUCUCGAGGUUCUGAACACCAUUGCGACUAUUUCCGAAGACAAAUAUCCGGCAUUCCAAGACUUCUUAUUACUCAAUCAGUUUCCAAAAGUGGCGGUUGAAAUCAUUAAAACAGAAAGUGAGAGUUAUGUCCGAGCGUCAGCGUUAACGUUUAUCGCAACUAUGGUGCGCAUCAACAAGCUGUGGGAGCAGCAACUAUCACAAGUAGAUUUAACUGAAACAGCGAUUUAUCUACUGAAGAAUGAAAGUGAAGCGAUAGUCAGGAGAGAAGCUGUGAACCUAAUCAAGGAAUUAUACGUUCAUCAAAAGUGGUCGAAAGAGAUCAUCGAUUUAAUGUUGCGAGCGAUGUGCGUAGCAGCUGUGUUUGAUUUACAUUGGGAGGUAAAGACAAAUGCGUUAUCUUUUUGGGAUCACUUCGUUAAGUCGCACUUGACGGAUCAAGGGAUGCUCGAUGAUUCAUUUCCGAACGUGACGUUCUCCAAGGAGCAUAGGAAGAUCGUGGCAUUGAACGAAAAUGAAAUUAAGCGGAGGCUCAAUAAGGCACUGGACGAGUUGGCGAGGCAGAGUUGUCUGGGCGUGCUUCUGGUUACCCUGAAAGACGACAGCGACUUUGAGGUGUGUAAAGUGUCCGCCAUGAUAAUCGGCAAGCUGAAAACCUGCUUGCUCAAGUAUAAGCUGGAUGAACCACCGUCGCCGGUGGAAAACAACGCGACGAUGGACACUGUCUACAUCAAAGAAGUAUCUCCCAUUUCCUCGUCAAUCUGCGAGAACGAGAAAACGCGAAGUGCCUUCCAUGUUAUUGAGGAGAUCGUAGACGUAAACGAUGCUCAUCUACUCGCGACCAUUUACAAGAACUCCAUGAAUAUGGAUACCGAGAUGAUAACAGAAGAGGAGGAGGAAGAGAAAGAGGAAAAGAAGACUCUCCGUUACAUUUCGUCCGUGACGCGCCAGGAUUUCCUCCACGCGAUCUUCAACUGCGACAUCACUGCGUAUAUCGAGGAAAAGAAUCGGUGGCUUAAGACGUACACUAGUAGCUUCGAGUCGAUUCUAGAUGACAUACUGACGAUGUACAAGCAGAAUGACGUCAAUUCAAUGGACUGCUACUAAACUUGUGGGGAUGUCGCUUCAUGCAUGUCUUAACACACAAAAGGCUGGUUAUUUAAAAACUGAAUGCUCCGAAGAUUGGCAAGUCUUCUAAAGAAGAGUUUUAUCACAAAAAGAUUGUACGUAUUUAAGUACACAGACAUAAAUUAUUCUUUAUAUCUACAUCCAUUUGUAACAAUUGCAUCGGUUUUCGAAAUUCUAAACUUCGUCGUCAGUUACUUGCACAAAAUAACAUUGGCCAAGUGUGUUGAGCAGGAUGUGCUUUUCCUCUUUACAGGGAAAUAUGUUAAUUGUAUAAUUGUUAAAUACUGCAUGUAUAAAUGCAAGGUAAUAGUUAAUACAUAUGUGUAUGUAUAUAAUUGAAUACGUUCCUGAAAUGAUCAAAAUUGAGCGCAGAUAAUUUAUUUUCAACAUCUAUAUACAGCAAGUCUCUCCAAUAAUUCUUACAAAUUGAACAUUCUGCUUUUAUUUUUCUUAUGUGUAUAUACAUAUAUAUAUAUAUAUAUAUCUUUCUAUCUGUGCUCUUUUAGUCUAAUGUUUUUCUUCUACGUAUACAUAUUUUUCUUAUUUGAAUAGGAAGCAAGAGGCUAUGUAAUACUCUUGUUUUUAUUUUAAGUAAAUUUUAUUACACAUGUAAUGGCACAUGCUUAGUAGCAUUGAAAUUUUGUAUAUUGUUAAUGUAAACAAUAAAACAGGAAGCUAAAAAAUUUA